Messenger RNA from Paramecium sonneborni, 792 nucleotides. NCBI's taxonomy places the organism in Eukaryota, Ciliophora, Oligohymenophorea, Peniculida, Parameciidae. The record is from the annotation of a GenBank genome assembly.
CUAAUUAUGAUUACAAAAAUAUCUGCCAGAUUUGCAAGAACACUAUCCCCUGUGAAUUUUCCUGGAUCUAAAAUAAGUAUUUAAUAAUCUCUAAUUGAAAAAAGUAUAUUCUAAAUUUUUAUUUUAAGAUCAGCUGUUCUAAAUUGUAGAGAAUGAAAUAAAGUUUGAAGUUCUUUCUAUAAAUAAUAAUCAUUAAAAUUGUGAUUUAACAAAAUUUAAUGGUUUUAAAAUUACAAAUAUUGAAGAUGAACAAAGAAUUGAAUUAAGUAAGAAUGUAGAAAAUGUUUAAAUUUUAAUUUGUAUUGAUUUCUAAAACAGUGACUUAUUAAUAGAAAAAGAAAUUACAGAUACAUAAAUAAUCCAGAUUCAAAAUACUUCAGAAACACCUUUAACUUUAUUUCAUAGUAUUCCAUAAUUUUAAUAUCCAUUCAGUAUUUAUUUAACUAAAGGAAAUGGUAUAAUUUCAUGUUAUGAAUGUCUGGCUGAAAAUGGCAAAGUAUAGAAUUAAGUAAAUUUAGAUAAAAAUUCAAAUGAUUUCAAUAAUUGAUGAUAUUGAAGAACAUAAACAAAUGCCUAGAGAAUAUAGAGGACUGUAAGAUUAUAAUGGAUGUAAUCAUACUGAGGAUUCUGUACAAUAUUUGAUAAUAAAAAAAGAUAUAAUAUGAAAUAUUGAAUUACUUAAAGACAUUUGAAAUAGAUUCAGAAUUUGCUUUAUUUGUACAACACGUUUAAAUGAAUAAAGAAUAAGUUCUAAAUGUGAAUUAUUUGUAAGAUGAACACAAUGCUUAAUGA